CUGCUAUUCAGAUACUUUCACGAUACUGUAUUUUGUUUUCCCCUGGGAAUAGUAGGUUUUCUGUAGAACUGGAGAUUUUUAUAAACGCUAAAAUUGUAAAAUAAAAUUAGUUUUUGGUUUUCUUAGUGUUUUACAAGACCAGAAAUUAAAAGGAAUUAUGGCUCGUCGGUACGAUUCCAGAACAACUAUUUUUUCACCGGAAGGUCGCCUUUAUCAAGUAGAAUAUGCAAUGGAAGCUAUUUCUCAUGCCGGCACAUCACUAGGAAUCUUAGCUAAAGAUGGUAUUUUAUUGGCCGCGGAAAGACGGAAUACUAACAAACUAUUGGACAGUGUUAUUUUUUCUGAAAAAAUCUAUAAGCUUAAUGAUGAUAUGGUUUGUUCAGUAGCAGGAAUUACUUCAGAUGCGAAUGUUUUAACGAAUCUACUUAGAGUCAUUGCUCAGCGUUAUCAAUUGAACUAUGGCGAGGCUAUGCCUUGUGAACAGCUGGUGUCGCAUCUGUGUGACGUAAAACAGGCUUAUACACAAUACGGUGGAAAACGUCCAUUUGGAGUAUCUAUCUUGUAUAUGGGUUGGGACAAACAUUACGGCUAUCAGUUAUAUCAAUCUGAUCCCAGUGGAAAUUAUGGAGGCUGGAAGGCCACAUGCAUCGGAAACAAUUCUGCGGCUGCUGUGUCUGCACUUAAACAAGAACUUGGAGACAAUGAAAUUACUUUGGCACAAGCGCAAGACCUAUCUGUGAAAGUACUUUCAAAAACACUGGAUAUGACUAAGCUGACGUCAGAGAAAAUUGAGAUGGCUGUCUUGACAAGAGAAAACAAUAAGACAGUUAUCAAAAUUUUAACAAGUGCAGAAGUUGAUGCUCUAAUCGCAAAGUACGAAAAAGCCGAAGCAGAAGCGGAGGCAGCUAAAAAGGAAAAAUUAGCUCAAAAAGGAGAUAAGUAAGAUAUGGAUGUGUAAUUUAUAAUUCGUAUUUUUGAGAAUAAACUACGGUAACGAAUAAGUAACUAUAAA
This is a messenger RNA of Malaya genurostris, 1012 nucleotides long. RefSeq names its product proteasome subunit alpha type-4-like. Lineage: Eukaryota; Metazoa; Arthropoda; Insecta; Diptera; Culicidae. Gene Ontology annotation, biological process: ubiquitin-dependent protein catabolic process. The transcript has 5 exons. Gene Ontology annotation, cellular component: nucleus; proteasome core complex, alpha-subunit complex; proteasome core complex. The record is from RefSeq and is a predicted model, not a curated record. Bases 158 to 943 code for a protein of 261 amino acids.